Messenger RNA from Aedes aegypti (yellow fever mosquito), 4923 nucleotides. RefSeq lists its product as uncharacterized. Gene Ontology annotation, molecular function: ATP binding; protein binding; ATP hydrolysis activity. The transcript has 16 exons. The record is from RefSeq and is a predicted model, not a curated record. The coding region runs from base 367 to 4371 and encodes 1334 amino acids. NCBI's taxonomy places the organism in Eukaryota, Metazoa, Arthropoda, Insecta, Diptera, Culicidae.
GUAAAUAGCGGUAUUUUGGUGCUUGAGACAAAAACGUGUUCCGCAGUGUUAUUGCUCGUAAAACCAUAAUUCUGGAAGCAAAUUAGAAGGUGUCUGGAUUCGAUUCCCGGACGGUCCAAGAUCUUUUUGUAAUUGUUAUUUCAUUGGCUAUCUUGAGUAUAAAGUGCGCACAGAACCCUAAGGCUCGGUCCUAGUGGAUGAGAGCUUUCAGGUUUUAAAGAAAUGUGACAAAAUAUGCAAUGAUAGUGAUUAAGGUGAAAAUCAAAAAGUGAGGAAGCUGCGCAUAGUUGCGAUCGUUGGAAGUAAAAGUUCAGAGGAUUAGGCAGUUUGCACAAUAGCGCUAGGCUUACGGACUGCCGCAGCAAAAUGGGCAACUACUGUAGUUCGGGUCAAACAAAGAAGGAUAAGGACAAUGCUUCGGAGAAGUCGGAAGAAUCGCCAUCGUACCAGCUGGCCGAAAAGAACAAAACCAAAUCCAACGAUACGAAGGAAGCUCCACUAGCAGCACCGGAGGUAACAUCCGAUGGGUCCGGAACGGGGCCGGUAUCAAACAACUCGACUGCCAGUGUAGGAGGAGCGGCCAAUCCGGCGGCAACAGGUGGCUCUACGGAAGCAAGCAAAGCGCAACUGAAGGCAUUGCAGAAUGUACAAUCGGUAACACUCUCUGCUGAUUCAACGUCCAAUAGCCCAAUGGCUGCCUCACCACCUUGUGAUAUUGCGUUGAUGCAGCAGAACCUUCCUCAGAGCUUGACGCCACUGUACGGGAAACCAGCUUCUAGCCGCCGCACGGAUAAAUACAAGAAAAUUGUGCUCUACAUUCUGGCUGCCGACGAUGCGUAUCAAACCGAGAAGACCGUGAUGCGCGAUGUGUUCAAGGGUUUGGUCCAAAAGUGUCAAAGUCGAGGUUUUGAGCUGCACGUUUCGGAUUUGCACGUGGAACCAACCAAGGGAAACAGUUUCAAUGUGACCAAGUGGCUCAGUGGUCCUCUGGAGGCGCAAGGCGGACACGAUUUGGCGGCAAACUGUUUGGCUGAGAUCGCGCGCCAGUCGUGCGAUUCCUACUUAAUUCCUAUUCUGUUCCUGAGCUCUACCUUGGGAGACCCGUUACUUCCGCUGACAAUAGAAAGUCAGGACUUUGCCACGGUGCUGCAAACGGCCGAAUUGAAGGCAGAGGACCGAGCCAUUCUGGAGAAGUGGUACACAUUGGACGACAAGUCACAGCCGGCGUGCUACCGUUUGAAUGUCAAAAAUAACUCGAAUCUAACGGCGGAUGAAUCGGAGAAGGAACUCUCUGCGUUGCUGAAAAUUUUAAUAGAUGUCUUUUCCAAAGAGCUGCGGGAUUCCUAUCUGACUACGGUAGUGGAACAGGAAAUCAACAACACGGUUCUUAUCAACCAAGAGCUCUCUAAGCGGUGUUUAUGGAUCCAAAAUUCGAUCUCACCAUUGAAAGUCACUGAAAAUUCAACAUCUGCCGAGGUAGAAAUGGUUCGGAGAUUGACCAAUAUUCAGAGUGAUUUGAAGAAUCACCUGACCGAGAAACACAUCCUUCGCAUUCCGGCGAACAUAGCCCAGCAGCAGGACCAGUUUGCCACACUGCUGGAGAACUGUCUGUCUACCGAAAUUGACCUGAUCGUCGAAGAGCACAUGAGCAAGUAUUCGAUUCCCAUGUGCACGUACGGAGUCGAUCGCCGACUGUUGAGUGAGAUCGAAGAAGUCAACCGCCAUUCACGUGUUCUGAACGAAAACUGCGCCAAUUUCUCCAUUACGGACCGCGUGAAGGAGUACCUCACUAGUAAACGGCGGAAACCGUUGGUGAUUUACGGCAAGACCGGUGCCGGGAAGAGCGUUCUGGUGGCGAAGAUCUCCCAAAAUAUCCAUACGUGGCUGCCGGAUUCUCAUUUAGUUCUAAGAUACACCAAUCUGACGGCUAUGAGUUCUGAUGUCACUUCGCUAUUAGGAUCAAUCACGGAACAAAUUUCAGUACUAGUGAAAAAUGUACCAACUCGUUGCCAUCAUACCAUUGAAUCAUACUCGGAUGCUCUUAAACAACUGAUUGAGAGCACGAAACAGCAAAUCACAAUUCUGAUCGAUUCCGUAGAUAGUCUCCGGGAUCUAGACGAGCUGGACUGGUUGCCCCUCGAACUAUUGGAAAAUGUGAAACUAGUACUGACUGUAUCGUCCAGCUGCACCAGUCACGACCAGUUCGGAGCAGAUGACGCUGUACUGAAACGGUUGAAGGAGAAAAUUGCCGAUGCCGAAAGCUUUCUGUAUUUGACGCCUUUCACCCAGGAACAGUGGGAGGAUGUGUUGUGCUUCGGAGGAGGAGACAUCUACUCGGCGAAUGGCGCUCUACAGUUACCUGAUAGCUGGAAAAAGUCUGAUGAAAAAAUCUCGGUCCAAGCUAAGAUUCUUUGGUGGCUUGCUUGGCUUGGAGUAACAGAAUUAGCGGAUACAUCGGUGUCGCACAUCAGCGAGAAGGUGUUCGAGAUUCUAGAGGUAAAAUUCACUGGAGAUUUUAUCAGGUUUAUUAUGUCGGUGCUGCUGGCGGCGCGCGAGGGUCUACUCGAAACGGAGAUUAUUACGCUUAUUAGGAAUUCUAGUUUAGUUACAGGGUCCACCACUAAGUUAUGGACACAUUUUUGCUGGAAAAUGGGACCAUUAUUUUUGCACAACAAGAAUAUUAUCGUUGUGGACAAAACGCUCAGAGAAGUAGCUAGGAAGCGAUAUGAGAAGGACAUCCAGCUCGCGCACAAAACACUGUACGACUACUUCGAGAAGCAACCGGACUGCUAUACCGAUAAGAAAGGAAAGGAAAAAAGCUUCAACAUUAGGAAAUUCAUAGAACUCCCAUACCACAAGUACAAGCUAGAAGCCAGCGCAGCAUCCUUUGCCUCUUCGUCUUUCCUCACCGAUCUGAGCUGGCUUCACGCAAAACUAACCGCUACCGGCUGUGUUCAUUUGUUGAAUGAUAUUUGUUUAGUUAACUUAACGGAAAAUGGCGACAAUCCAGCGCUGGGCCAUCUGCUGGUGCUGAAAAAGUUCUUGGAGACUCACUUCAAGGCUCUGAACUACGAUGGCCAGCAGUUGUUUUCCUUGUUGUAUGUGUACAUGGAGACUGUCGAUCCGAGCUUGACUGGGAACGAAGUGUUGAAGAAGUGGCGCCAGUUCAUCGAUGCCAGUCCAGUAACUUAUCUACAGAAGCUGGAAUACAGUGAACCGAGUGCAGUAACGGAAGAAGGCGAAGUUGAGAAGACAGAUGCUCCAGUGGGAUAUGAUCUGAUAAUGAACCUGAAUAUUGACGGAUUCUUCGUAAUAUCUCUAAGCACUGAAAGAGAGGAGAUUUGUGUAUGGGAUGUUGCAAAGUGCAGUAAAGUACGCACAUUGUUGGGAGUGCCACAGCCGUCAGCGAUUUGUCCAGUCGGCGAGAAUGGUGUUGCUGUAUUGUGCAAACGGGAGAUCAGGAUCGUUGAUCUAGACGAGGGAAAAUUCAAGGUCACUCUAAAGGGUGUUAUGAAUCAAAAAAUGCCGUACUUUGGCUUGCAUGACGCGUCACAUCUGGUGUGCCUGUCAAGAAAUCGAAUGUAUGUUAAUUUGAUGAACAUAGAAUCAGGAGAUUGCGUUACGACAUUCAAGGCCGGUGAGGACAGGUUCCUCAACUCGUUGUUGGUGUCUGGUGAUGGCAGAAUCCUGGUGUGUGGCGAUGAGACUCAAAAGCCGUUCCCGUUACUCGUAUGGCACUUAUCGCAAAAGAAGCUGCUCUACGAUCUUCGAAUACCCCAUCAUGACUUCAUCACCUCAUUGUCGGCCAUUACACAUGAAGGAUCGUACGUAUGUGUGGUGGCCAAGGAACUUGCCGAGCCCAGUCCCAAUUUCAUUGUGGUGUACGAUCUACAAAGCGGUACGCUGUUCAAAAAGUGGAAACCAUCUUGUAACACCGUUUCGUUAGCCAUUUCCCAAACGAACACGUGUGUCAUUGCUGGCUUGGAGGAUGCCCGGAUAUUGAUAUGGGACUUGGUCACAGGAAACUGCCGAUGCACAUUGACUGGACACAGCGCACCAGUGACAUUGUUGAAGCUCGAUCCAACAGGCAAAAUACUGCUGUCCGAGGAUAAGGAAGGACGGGACAUGUCCAUCAGGUUGUGGGAGCUGGACAGUGGCAAGUCACUUGCCGUCUACACUCCAGAAGAGAAGAUCACUACUUGCGAAAUCUUGAAAGGGGGUCAGUAUUUGGCGAUUGCACUGGAGAACAAGGCUAAUGUCAUUACGCUGAAGUUGCGGGGAGGAAACGUUCCCGAACCGGAUAAAGCCAUGGAAGCGAUUGCUUACGGAAAACAGGAAAACUGUGGAAAAGUGUUCGAUUUGAAGCAGUAAGACGUCGGAGUCUGAAAUUUUGAAUGCUUUUUUUUUCAUAUUUAUUGCUGUAUGAUUUUAUGCCCACCAUUUUGCCAUACUAUAUCAUAGGUAUGAUUAGGUAUAACUGCUCCAUCGAUUAUGUGAUGCUCUUUUUUUCAUUCUUUUUUUUGAGUCCCUUACAGGAAUCCUGUUUGAGUUGAGUUUGGUCACACAAUCAAAGGACCAAAGGACUUGCUAUUGUUAGAAGAAGAAAAAUGUGCAAGUAAUAGUACAUUGCUUUGCACUAUGAUCGUAAGGAUGUGUCGUUGGUUGUUCGACUGUAGUUUCUUGUUGAUGUUGGAUUGGCUUUUCAGUCUUGACAAAAUUAAAAACUGUUAUUUUAUUUUGUCCAACGUUUCGAUCCGUUUGAGACCUUAUUCAGAGAAUCAUUUGUUACAGUUCUUUUGUUAUGUGUGCUAUCGGGUCUUCAAGCCAUCUCCUUUGCAUCGACGUGUUAGCUGCUGUCACUGUCUUUUCGCAGGCCAGUCUACGUAGCUAUUGAUGUUUAGCCUGUCGUCGACCAUUAAUCUG